This is a messenger RNA of Aspergillus tanneri, 930 nucleotides long. RefSeq names its product Voldacs domain-containing protein. The transcript is spliced from 2 exons. The record is from RefSeq and is a predicted model, not a curated record. Gene Ontology annotation, biological process: mRNA cis splicing, via spliceosome. Gene Ontology annotation, cellular component: cytosol; spliceosomal complex. Lineage: Eukaryota; Fungi; Ascomycota; Eurotiomycetes; Eurotiales; Aspergillaceae. The coding region runs from base 1 to 930 and encodes 309 amino acids.
AUGGAACCCCUUCGAACAGCCCCGGAGACGUCGUCUUUUAUUCCUCUUGCCGACCACCAGUCGCGUACUCCAUCCUCAUUCCACUCUGGUCCCGCCGUCCUCCACUACCACAGCAAACAGUGCAAGCUAGUCAUCCCCGAACAUGACCUCGUCGCAUCUUCUACUCUGAAUGCAAUUCGUGGACCAGCGGCGACAGUCAAUGGGUCCGACGGCCAUGCCCCCACCGCGACAGCAGAGAGUAACGCGAACGGUGAGAGCGAUGGAAAAGAGAUCGUCCUUGACAACGUGGACAUUUGGGUGACAUCGGACAAAUUCCUCUUAUACAACCCCUCCGUUUCCGCAGGCGUUUCUAUCCCUUAUCCAUCCAUCUCCUUGCAUGCGAUCCAGAGACUGCGACUCCCUGAUACCUCUGAUACCGAACUCCAGGGUCUUUAUAUGCAAAUUGCGAAGCCGGAGCCACCCACACGAGAUGAUGAUGAAGAAGAGAGUAUGACUAUAACGAUUGUUCCGCCGACCGAUACAGAUACAGCUACCGAAGAUCUGGACGAUAAUAAGCCCAAAGAAACACCCACGCAGGCGCUGUAUGCGGCUGUGUCUGCCUGUUCGAACCUUCAUCCGGACCCGAUGGAGGAAGACGAUGAAGAUGAGGAAGAAAACUCGCUCUUCCAGUCUGGGAUCGUUUCCAUGGGCAGCGGGGAUGGAGGUCUCCCCCCACCUGUGGAAGGUAGCUCAGGGUGGAUUACUGCCGAGAAUAUGCAUGAGUACUUCGACGAGGAAGGGAACUGGAUUGCCAGUGGAGAGGGGCCGACAUUGCCACUCGGCCCAGGGGCUGGUAUAGUGAGACCAAGAGACGAAGAAAGUGAUGGGCAGGAUGGAGAAAUUCAGGGUGAGGAUCAAGGAGAGGAAACCAAAUGGAGGCGAACUGAUUAA